AUGGUAGGAGAGCUGGAGGGUCUGCGGACUCUCUCUGUGUGUGUUGUUGACUCUCUUCUGUGUGUGUUGUUUCCAGUAAAGUACGAGAGGAUCAAGUUCCUGGUGAUCGCUCAGAAGAACGCAGUGGAGAUCUAUGCCUGGGCCCCCAAACCCUACCACAAGUUCAUGGCCUUCAAGUCGUUCACUGACCUGCAGCACCGCCCRCAGCUGGUUGACCUGACGGUGGAGGAGGGGCAGAGGUUAAAGGUCAUCUACGGCUCCAGCCUGGGCUUCCAUGUCAUCGACGUCGACUCUGGCAACCCUUACGACAUCUACGUSCCCUCACACAUUCAGACCCAGGUGACUCCCCAUGCCAUCGUGAUUCUUCCUAAGACAGACGGAAUGGAGAUGUUGUUGUGUUAUGAAGAUGAGGGAGUGUACGUCAAUACCUACGGACGCAUCACUAAAGACGUCGUGCUGCAGUGGGGAGAGAUGCCUACUUCUGUUGCCUAUAUCCACUCUAGCCAGAUCAUGGGCUGGGGGGAGAAGGCCAUAGAGAUCAGGUCUGUGGAGACAUAG
Molecule: messenger RNA, 558 nt
Organism: Salvelinus sp. IW2-2015
Lineage: Eukaryota; Metazoa; Chordata; Actinopteri; Salmoniformes; Salmonidae
Source: RefSeq, a predicted model, not a curated record